GGAAAACGAGAACACAAAAUCCUGUCCGUUUGUCACUAGCAUACCUUUAACCUAGUUUUAUGCCGUAAAAGAAAAAAAAACGGUGAUUAGUAAUCUUGUAUCCCAAUAACAAAAUAACGGCAACAACAAAUUGUUGAGGCUAAAAAAGCAAAUUCCUAAGCCACUUUUUUUUCUUUUUCUUUUGAUCAUAGAAAAAGAACACACGAAUAAAGUGUUAUUGUUGCAACAAAAGAUGCUUGUUUUUUAAAGACCAAAAUGAGUUGAAGCAACCAACAUGAAAGAUAUGAAAUUGUGUGAAGAAUUUACACCAAAAUAUUAUGGGAUUUGCACUAUUGGAGGAAUGCUUAGUGCUGGCACAACACAUCUUGUUAUUACUCCCCUUGAUGUUCUCAAAGUCAAUAUGCAGGUAAAUCCAGCCAAGUAUAAUAGCAUUGCUACAACCUUUUCCACUUUGUUGAGAGAAGGCGGGCUGUCGGCUUUUAAGAGAGGGUGGGCAGGAAAAUUCUAUGGAUAUGGUGUUCAGGGCGCUUGCAGAUUCGGUCUAUAUGAGUACUUCAAGAAACUUUACUCAAACAAUUUAAAAGACCAAAACAAGAGUCUAAUAUUUUUCUUGAGUAGUGCAUCUGCUGAAGUGAUUGCUAAUGUCGCACUUUGCCCUUUUGAGGCCAUUAAAGUUCGUGUUCAAUCUCAACCACGUUUUGCAAAGGGUCUAAUCGACGGUUUUCCAAAAGUAUAUGCAUCAGAAGGUCUUCGCGGCUUGUACAAAGGGAUCAUUCCACUAUGGGGUCGUAACUUGCCAUUCUCUAUGAUAAUGUUUUCAACCUUUGAGCACUCGGUGGAUUUUCUAUACCGUUAUGCUAUUAAAAGAAAAAAGGAAGAUUGUUCAAUCACACAACAACUUGGGGUUACAUGUUUAGCUGGAUAUGCUGCUGGAUCGAUUGGGAGCAUCAUUUCGAAUCCUGCUGACAAUAUUGUUGCUUCUCUUAAUAACAAAAGAGCGGGCAGUCUGAUGACGGUUGUGAAGAGAAUUGGGUUUCAGAAUCUGUUUACUAGAAGUCUUCCUAUUAGGAUCAUGCUUGUCGGGCCUGUAGUGACUUUACAGUGGCUAUUUUAUGACACUAUCAAGGUGUUAAGUGGCUUACCAACAAGUGGACACAUUAGUACUGAUGUAGAAGCCACUGGAGCGAAGAUUCAACUUGCUUAAUCAAACUCUUGCUAGCGUAGUGUGCAAAAGUAACACUCUGCUUCAGGGUCUUCCUGCAAAAUCCAUGCUACUAAUCGGAUCCUUGAACCAAUCGUUUGCUUGAUUGUCUGGUACUGGGAAACACGUGUUUUCCUUGGCUUAUGUUUCAUUUUGCGGAGAUGUCUCAAACUUUGAUCUUGCCCAGAGCCCUCCAAAUAAGUUGAUUACUUAUUUUUUGUAGAAUAGUAAUGAUAAUUGAUAUAUCUGGGUUCUUAACAGUCUGACAGAGAGCUCAUUCCACCCAAUAUUGGUUAUCUUCUAGAGACUCGGAUAUUUUAACAAUUGAUGACUUUGAACUACGAAUACAGUAUCAUCAGCUAUAGCCUAUAAAUGAAAAGCUAGUGGCAUAUGAAAAUUUGGAUGGCGUGCUCGUAUAUUACAAUAAUCCUAUGCAGAAUGCAACUGCAAGGGCUAAUUACACAAUAAAUUGACCACCAGAUGGCAGUAAAUUCAACUGUUGAAUUUAUUCUUUACCAAUCACCAUGUUUAUGUCAAAACACAAAUUGUUGA
Molecule: messenger RNA, 1753 nt
Organism: Erigeron canadensis
Lineage: Eukaryota; Viridiplantae; Streptophyta; Magnoliopsida; Asterales; Asteraceae
Product: mitochondrial phosphate carrier protein 1, mitochondrial-like
Exons: 6
Coding region: 275-1204 (309 amino acids)
Biological process (GO): mitochondrial phosphate ion transmembrane transport
Cellular component (GO): mitochondrial inner membrane
Molecular function (GO): phosphate transmembrane transporter activity
Source: RefSeq, a predicted model, not a curated record